This is a messenger RNA of Tripterygium wilfordii, 3089 nucleotides long. RefSeq names its product vacuolar protein sorting-associated protein 53 A-like. Lineage: Eukaryota; Viridiplantae; Streptophyta; Magnoliopsida; Celastrales; Celastraceae. Gene Ontology annotation, cellular component: GARP complex. Gene Ontology annotation, biological process: retrograde transport, endosome to Golgi. The coding region runs from base 364 to 2832 and encodes 822 amino acids. The record is from RefSeq and is a predicted model, not a curated record. The transcript is spliced from 24 exons.
UGUACAGUUAGCGAAAAUAGAUCAGAAUUGAACCUCCAUUUGUGCAGUUCACCGGAGAUGGCUGAAGCUUCUUUGAAUUUCAAUUGAUUUAAGGAAGGGCACGGUGGUGGUCGGAGAUCUGGAGAAAGCGGUCAGGGAGGAUAGGAGGUUAAAACGGUGAACUACGUCUGGUACAAGUAGAAGGAAACCUCGAUCGCCACAAAUAUCUUAAUUAGUGAAGCAGAAAUACAGGGUUCAGUUCUUUAGAUCUCCAUGAACUUGUUGGUUCUUGAAAUUCUGAAUCCGUAUAUUAAAAGUUCGUUUUCUCACCGAUCCAGGCUACACAAUUGAUCUGUUCGUUCGCUGCUGUUCAUCUUUCAAGCAAUGGACAAGUCGAGCGCAUUGGAGUACAUCAACCACAUGUUCCCCACAGAGACGUCUUUAUCUGGUGUUGAGCCGCUGAUGCAAAAAAUACAUAAUGAGAUACGUCGUGUGGAUGCCGGAAUAUUGGCAGCUGUCCGCCAGCAGAGUAAUUCGGGAACCAAAGCCAAGGAAGAUCUUGCUGCUGCUACGCAUGCUGUAGAGGAACUCAUGUAUAAGAUCCGAGAAAUAAAAACCAAAGCAGAGCAAAGUGAAACAAUGGUUCAGGAAAUAUGCCGUGACAUUAAGAAGUUGGACUUCGCAAAAAAACAUAUAACAACUACGAUAACCGCUCUUCAUCGGCUUACAAUGCUAGUCUCUGCUGUUGAGCAGCUUCAAGUAAUGGCUUCAAAAAGACAAUAUAAGGAUGCAGCUGCACAGCUAGAGGCUGUAAACCAAUUAUGUAGCCAUUUUGAAGCCUACAGGGAUGUACCGAAGAUCACAGAGCUGAGGGAGAAAUUUAAGAAUAUCAAACAAAUACUCAAGUCACAUGUAUUUUCUGAUUUCUCAAGCUUAGGUACAGGAAAAGAGACAGAAGAGUCUAACCUACUGCAGCAGUUGUCUGAUGCUUGCUUAGUUGUUGAUGCCUUGGAGCCAUCUGUGAGGGAAGAGUUGGUGAAUAAUUUUUGCAAUAGGGAGCUUACUUCAUAUGAGCAGAUCUUUGAGGGAGCUGAACUGGCUAAGUUGGAUAAAACUGAAAGGAGAUAUUCAUGGAUCAAGCGCAGAAUCAGAACAAAUGAAGAACUUUGGAAAAUCUUCCCUCCCUCUUGGCAUGUGCCAUAUCGGCUUUGUAUCCAGUUCUGUAAAAAGACAAGGAAACAGCUAGAGGGAAUACUUGAUAAUCCGCAAGAGAAGCUGGAUGUUGGAAAGUUAUUAUUGGCAUUACAGAGAACCUUAGAAUUUGAGGAUGAAUUAGCUGAGAAGUUUGGUGGAGGCACCCAGAAUAGAGAGGUUGUUAAUGAAAUUGAAGAAAUUGGAAGAGGGGAAAGCGACAGUCGAGAUGUAUCAGAUAUCCGAAAGAAAUAUGAAAGAAAGCUUGCUGCAAAUCAAGGAACAGAGACUGAAGAAAAGGAUAGAAAUAGGGAUUUGUCAGUGCCUGGAGCUGGGUUUAACUUCCGUGGAAUCAUUUCAUCCUGCUUUGAACCUCAUUUGACUAUAUAUGUUGAACUAGAAGAGAGAACACUAAUGGAACAUCUGGAGAAACUUGUUCAGGAGGAAACAUGGGAUGUUGAGGAGGGAAGUCAGAAUAAUGUCUUAUCUAGUAGUACACAGUUGUUUCUUAUGAUCAAGAGGAUCUUAAAGCGGUGCAGUGCUCUAACAAAAAGCCAGACAUUGUAUAAUUUAUUUAAGGUAUUCCAAAGAGUUCUUAAAGCAUAUGCAACAAAGUUAUUUGCAAGACUACCCAAGGGUGGUACUGGUAUUGUGGCAGCUGCAACUGGCAUGGAUGGACAAAUAAAGACAUCUGAUAAGGAUGAAAGGGUGAUUUGUUACAUUGUGAAUUCGGCUGAAUACUGCCAUAGAACGGCAGGUGAACUGGCAGAAAGUGUAUCCAAAAUAAUUGACCCCCAAUUGGCAGAUGGUGUGGAUAUGUCAGAAGUUCAGGAUGAAUUUUCUGCGGUUAUAACAAAAGCAUUGGUGACGCUGGUCCAUGGCCUAGAAACUAAAUUUGAUAUUGAAAUGGCUGCCAUGGCACGUGUUCCUUGGGGAACCCUGGAGAGUGUUGGUGAUCAAUCAGAGUAUGUUAAUGGCAUAAACAUGAUCCUUACUAGUAGCAUCCCUGUGCUAGGACGACUUCUUUCUCCUAUUUACUUCCAAUUCUUUCUGGACAAGCUUGCAUCAUCUCUAGGCCCCCGCUUCUUCUCGAACAUCUUCAAAUGCAAGCUGAUCUCAGAAACCGGAGCUCAACAGAUGCUUUUGGAUACCCAAGCUGUUAAAACAAUUCUUCUGGACAUUCCAUCCAUGGGUCAACAGACAUCAAAUGCUGCUAGCUAUUCAAAGUUUGUAAGCCGUGAGAUGAGCAAAGCAGAAGCACUUUUGAAGGUGAUACUAUCCCCAAUUGAUUCAGUGGCUGAUACGUAUCGAGCAUUGCUGCCAGAGGGAACACCAAUGGAGUUUCAGCGUAUCCUGGAACUCAAGGGCCUCAAGAAAGCAGACCAGCAGACCAUACUGGAUGACUUCAACAAGCAUGGACCAGCAAUUACGCAACCUAUUAUUGCACCAACAGUUGUUCCAGCUACCCCGGCCAUCCCUUCACCUCCUGCAGGUAUGAAUCUUGCUUCAGUUGGAUUUAUUGCUUCGCGAGAGGAUGUGCUGGCCAGAGCAGCUGCACUGGGACGUGGAGCAGCCACUACAGGGUUCAAGAGGUUCCUUGCUCUAACUGAAGCUGCAAAAGACAGGAAAGAUGGACCUUUCAGGAAACUUUUCAACGCAUGAGCUUUUAUUCUUUGAGAAUUUUAGUGUAGAAGCGGCUUUAGGAUGCACCAUUUUUUUUUUCCCUCUAGUUUUUCUUCCCUUGUAAAUGCUUUACUUACAAAGAAAACAAAUUCCGUUUCUUUUGAAGAAUAAGUGAGAUAUUUUGCUGUCUGAGCUCAAAGCAUGAAAGAUCAACCACUUGUUAUUAGUAUGCAUGCUUCUCAGAAAGUGUGAAAGUAUUUUUGCAAUCAAGAUUGUGUAUUACAGUCCCUUUUUCA